GAGGGCUUGCAUGUCUGUUAACAGUUGACAUACUGUGAGUGGUGGUACAAGGGCCCGGCUUUCGUCCAGAUUAGUCAUCUAUCUGGUGCUAAAGACCACGCAGCUCCACCGGCUGAAAUUCGGAUUGCGUCAGAAUGUAAGUCAUUCGGGUAGUUUUCACAGCCCUGGUUCGAGGUUGUAUCGAUGCCCAACCAUACGGUAUCCGCUACGUGCAGGUCUAGCGAGACGUAUUCUUAUGGUCAUGCACAGAGCUAACAGUCAAAGUAGACUACCUCGAGACACGCCAUGAUUAUGUCAGAUAGUGGAAGUCCGCAGGAUGAACGCGCGUCGGUUGGCUCAUCCUCCUUGAGCUAUGGCGAAGUGUUACCAUCAAGGCUCAUUAACCGGCCAUUCACUGCGUCGCCUGAAGCACUCGCUUCCAACAUCGCGCCAUCGCAGAGCUCCGAGGGCCGGGAACGCACUCCGAGCAGGUCGUCGGUGCUCUCCAGCGCUUCAUCGCAGAGUGGGCGGCAGUCGCUAGACGCGGUGCGGGACCAGGUCGCAGAGAGCAUCGCUGUGCGCACCAUCACACGCAGCGAGACUGUCGACGGCAACAAAAUCGAUGUCGUCAUCACCGUCUCCGCCUCCUCCGACGCGUCCUUCCUCCGGCGGAUCGCAGACAAGAUCAGGAACCGGCUGCUACUCAAGUCGUACCUCUUCGCGCUCAGCAUGUCGUACCCGCCGGGCGCGGCCGUGCCGCUGCUGCUCUGCACGUCGUCGCCCGAGCUGCUCACGCGCGCGUCGCUGCUCGUGAACAGCAAGUUCACGGCGCGCAUCGUGCCCGGCGCACGCGCGUCGCCGGACGGCCAGCGCUGGCUCGUGCAGGUGCAGGACCUCGGCGGCAGUCUGCUCGACGAGGAGGCGCUCUGGGACGUCGUGCGCAAGGCGGCGCGGGCGCCGGCGGACCCGCUCGCGCCGCCGCCGGGCUCGGUCGGCAUCGAGCAGCGGCUCGCGCUCGAGCGCGCGCGCCUCGAGCGCAUCACGCCGCGCGCGGCGUACGAGGAGCUCACGGAGCCGUCGAGCCCGUGGCCCGUCGUGCUCGUCGACAUCCGGCCCGAGGCGCAGCGCCGCGCGGAGGGCGCCGUCGGCGGCGCGAUGGUCGUCGAGCGGAACGUCCUCGAGUGGCGCUUCGACCCGCGCUGCUCGUCGAGGCUGCCCAUCGCGGACCGGUACGACCUCCGGGUCAUCGUGUUUUGCUCCGAGGGCUACACGAGCUCGCUUGCGGCGGCGAGCCUGCGGGACUUGGGGCUGCUGUUCGCGACGGACAUGAUCGGCGGGUAUCAGGCAUGGAAGGCGGCAGGUCUGCCGGGAGAAGUGGAAAUUCUAGCAACCGGGCUGCCCGCCGAAGAAUAUUCGUUCAACUAAGAAGACCUCGUUUAGUGGGCCGCAGACAGCUUCUGAUAGAUUAGUGAAGUUGCAUUGAAUUUAUUCGGUCACAGAGGAGAAGAUGAGGGGAAGAUGAACUGAGGUCGGCCGAGGGCAGCUCCAAGAAAUAAACACCGGGCGUCUUGUUUAAGCGCCUUUGUAUGGUUAUAUUAUUGGUCCGGAGUUUUCCGAUAAUCUCGGGAGGAAUCUAAAUAAGGAAAUAGCCUUG
Molecule: messenger RNA, 1633 nt
Organism: Phanerochaete carnosa HHB-10118-sp
Lineage: Eukaryota; Fungi; Basidiomycota; Agaricomycetes; Polyporales; Phanerochaetaceae
Exons: 1
Coding region: 286-1404 (372 amino acids)
Source: RefSeq, a predicted model, not a curated record